UCUGAGAUGUCUUUAACGAAACACAAACGGAUACACACUGGAGCAAGACUGUUCCAUUGUGAGAUCUGUGGAAAAUCGUUUCUUUGCAAUUCUCAUCUUGCAAUACACACACGUCGUCACACUGGGGAAAAACCAUUCAAGUGUGAAAUAUGUACAAAAUCAUUUGUCUGUAACAGUGUCUUAAACAGACAUAAAAGGAUCCACUCUGAUGAGAAACCCUUCAGUUGUGAGAUCUGUGGGAAAUCAUAUCUUAGAAAUUCUGAACUUUCAGUACACACACGUCGUCACACUGGGGAGAAACCAUUCAAGUGUGAAAUCUGUGGUAAAUCAUUUAUAAGCAAUCCUAACCUUGCAGUACACAUGCCUACUCACACUGGAGAAAAACCAUUCAAGUGUGAAAUAUGUGGUAAAUCUUUUGCCUGGAAAAAUGUACUUACAACUCACACGAAAAUCCAUACUGGGGAGAAACCAUUCAGCUGUGAAAUAUGUCGGAAAUCAUUUACUAAGAAUUCUCAUCUUGUGGUACAUUCUCUUUGUCACACCGAGGAAAAACCAUUCAAGUGUGAAAUAUGUCCAAAAUCAUUUGUUUCUAAAAGUGGGCUAACAACUCACAAAAAAGUCCAUAGUGGAGAGAGACCGUUCAGCUGUGAAGUAUGCGGAAAAUCUUUUAUUUACAAUUCUGAUCUUGUUCUACACACACGUAGUCACACUGGGGAGAAACCAUUCAAGUGUGAAAUAUGUGAUAAAUCAUUUGCCUGGAGAAAUGUACUUACAACUCACAGAAAAAUCCACUCUGGGGAGAAACCUUUCCACUGUGAAAUAUGUGGAAAAUCUUUUAUAAGCAAUUCUCAUCUUGCAGUACAUUCUCUUUGUCACACCAAGGAAAAACCAUUCAAGUGUGAAAUAUGUCCAAAAUCCUUUGUGUGUAAAAGUGGGCUAACAUUUCACAAAAGAACCCACUCUGGAGAAAGACUGUUUCAUUGUGAGAUCUGUGAGAAAUCAUUUAUAAGCAAUUAUGACCUUGCAAGACACACACGUGGCCAUUCUGGGGAAAAGCCAUUCAAGUGUGAAAUAUGUGCAAAAUCAUUUGUUUCUAAAAGUGUACUAACAGCUCACAAAAGAAUCCACACUGGGGAGAAACCAUUCAAGUGUGAAAUAUGUGCGAAAUCAUUUGUCUCAAAAAGUAGGCUAAAAAUUCACGAAAGAAUCCACUCUGGAGAAAACAGCUGUCAUUGUGAGAUCUGUGGAAAAUAUUUUCUUUGUAAUAGUGAUUUAAACAUACAUAAACGAACACACACGGGAGAGAAGCCGCACCAUUGCGAGGUGUGUGGAAAAAGUUUCACUCAAACUUCUAGUCUUGCAGUUCACAAGCGCAGCCAUACAGGAGAAAGACCUUUCCACUGCAUGGUUUGUGGCAAAUCUUACACUAAAAAUUCUAAUCUUGUUCUUCACUUACGUAGUCACACAGGUGAAAGACCUUUCCAUUGUGAAAUCUGUGGUAAAUCCUUCUCUGAUAAUUCUUAUAUUGUAGUUCACAGACGAACUCACACUGGAGAUAAACCUUUCCAUUGUGGAAUUUGUGGAAAGUCUUUUGUUAGUAACAGCCUCUUAAGCACACACAAAUUAAAGCACUCUGGGCGAAAACUGCAUCUCUGUGAAAUCUGCGGGAAAUGCUUCACUCAAAAUUCUACGCUUGUCAUACAUAAACGAAGUCACGCAGGAGAGAAACCAUAUCGUUGUAAUAUAUGUGGGUCAUUUUUUGUGACGAACAGUCACUUAACAGAACACGAAGCAAUACACAGAGAAGAGAAAGCAUUUCACUGCCAAAUCUGUGGCAAAUCUUUCUCAAACUAUUCUAAAGUUGUCAUGCAUAAACGAAGCCACACUGGAGAAAAACCGUAUCGUUGUGAAAUAUGUGGGGCUUUGUUUGCCUAUAAUAGUAACUUAAUUAAACACAAAAGAAUACACAGACGGGAGAAGACACUUGACUGUCAAAUGUGCGGGAAAUCCUUCGUUUGUAGCAGUGACUUAAUUAGGCAUAAACGAAUGCACACGGGGGAGAAACCUUUCCAAUGUGAAAUAUGCGGAAAAUCUUUUUCUCAGAAUUCCGGUCUUAUAAUUCACAAACAUAUCCACACGGGAGAAAAGCUUUUCCACUGUGAAGUAUGUGGGACAUCUUUUUUGUCGAACAGUGCCUUAACGAAACACAAACGGAAACAUACAGGGGAGAAACCAUUUGGCUGUGAAAUCUGUGGGAAAUCUUUCGCCUACAGCACUGACUUAACAAGGCAUAGAAGGGUCCAUACUGGGGAAAAACCUUUCCAAUGUGAAGUCUGUGGGAAAUCUUUUUCUCAAAAUUCUGGUCUUGUAAUUCACAAACGUCGUCACACUGGAGAGAAGCCAUUCCACUGUGAAAUUUGUGGGACAUCGUUUGUGUCUAAGAGUGGCUUAACAAGUCACAAACGGAUCCACACAGGAGACAAACCAUUUGGCUGUGAAAUAUGUGGAAAAUCUUUUGUUUGUAGCAGUGACUUAACGAGGCAUAGAAGGGUCCAUACUGGGGAAAAACCUUUCCACUGUGAAAUAUGUGGAAAAUCUUUUUCUCAGAAUCCUCAUCUUGUAAUUCACAAACGUGGCCACACUGGAGAAAAGCCGUUCCACUGUGAAAUGUGUGGGACAUCAUUUGUGUCUAGCACUACCUUAACACAACACAAAAGGAUACACUCAAAAGAGAAAGCAUUUGGCUGUGAAAUAUGUGGGGAAUCUUUUGUUUGUAGCAGUAAAUUAACGAGGCAUAAAAGACUGCAUUCUGAACAGAAACGCUUCCACUGUGAAAUGUGUGGAAAAUCUUUUACUCUGAAUUCUCGUCUUGUAAUUCACAAACGUCAUCACACUGGAGAGAAGCCAUUCCACUGUGAAUUCUGUGGGACAUCGUUUGUGUCUGAGAGUGGCUUAACAAAACACAAAAGGAUACAUAAAGUUGAAGGACGUUUUUUUUGUGAAAUCUGUGGGAAAUGUUUUGCAUCUAACAGUAACUUAACAGAACACAAAAGGGUCCAUGCAGGGGAACAACGUUUUCCUUGUGAAAUCUGUGGGAAAUGUUUUGCAUAUAACAGUAACUUAACAGAACACAAAAUACUACAUAGUGAAGAAAAACCUUUCCAUUGUGAAAUAUGUGGUAAAUAUUAUGCUUAUAAAAAUAAUUUAAUGACACACAAAAGACUGCACAGUGGAGGAAAAAAAUUCCAGUGUGAAGUUUGUACAAAAUCGUUUAUUUCUAAUGGCGUCCUGACGAAACACAAACGAAUCCACUCUGGGGAAAAACCUUUCAGUUGUGAUGUGUGUGGAAAAUCAUUUGUGAGGAAAUAUGAUGUAACAAUCCACAGACGAAUCCACACGGGAGAGAAACCCUAUCAUUGUGGAAUCUGCGGGAAAUCUUUUGUCUCGAAUAGCGAUUUGACAACACACAAACGGAUCCAUAGUGGGGAAAAGCCGUAUCACUGUGAAAUCUGCGGGAAAUCCUUUUUUAAUAACAGUGGCUUAACAGUACAUAAACGAAUGCACACAGGGGAGUCCCCCUAUCGUUGUGAAAUAUGUGGGAAAUAUUUCGUGAAGAGCAGUAAUUUAACAACGCAUAAACGAAUUCACACUGGGGAAAAACCUUAUCAUUGUGACAUAUGUGAGAAAUCUUUCUCUGAUAAAUCUAGUCUUGCGUUCCAUGAAAGACAACACUCUGGGGAAAAACCAUAUCGUUGUGAAAUUUGUUCAAAAUCGUUCUCUCAGAAAUCUAGGCUUGUAGUUCAUGAAAGACUACAUAUUGGAAUAAAACCAUAUCAUUGUCAAAUAUGUGAAAAAUAUUUUGUCUCAAAUAUUGGUCUCAAAAAACACUUAAGAAUACACACGGGGGUAAAACCGUUUCACUGUGACAUUUGUGGGAAGUCUUUCACGCAAAAUUCUGGUCUUCAUAUCCACAAACGUAGUCACACGGGAGAGAAACCUUACCAUUGCGAAAUCUGUGGGACAUGGUUUGUGUCUAGCAGUGACUUAACAAGGCACAUACGGAUCCACACGGGAGAAAAACCUUUCCACUGUGAAAUCUGUGGAAAAUCUUUUACUCAGAGUUCUAGUGUUGUUAUCCACAAACGAAGCCAUGGAGGACAAAAGACAUUAUUAUCAAAAGGGGAAAUGGCUUUUAAUCAACAACAAAUCAAUCAACGAACUUUCUUCAGCCUUCUCCACUCUUCAUUUGGACUUUAUACCAAACAUUCUACUGACGUUUGUCUACUUUUUAAGAAUUCCUCAAGAAAUAAUAUGGAGACCGUUGAUCACUUGGACACAAUUGUUUUGAACGAUACAGAUACAGAUCGAGAGACAGACGGGGAUGAAACAGCUGAAAUGAACAAUAUUCCUGAAUUUCGCUGCAAGAUUUGUGGGGAGGCAUUUUCUUCAGAAGAUGAAGUCUUCUCACACGAAAAAAUACACAAGAAGAAGAAACGGUUCCGUUGUGAUAUAUGUGGGAAAUCGUUUCACAGAAAUUAUGAUCUUGAAAAUCACAAACGUAGUCACACUGGGGAAAAACCUUUCCACUGUGAAAUUUGUGAGAAAUCUUUUGUCUCAAACAGAGAUUUGAUAACACACGUAAGAGUCCACACAGGGGAAAGACCGUUCCGUUGCGAAAUAUGUGAGAAGUCUUUUGCUUCAAAUAGCGUCCUAACAAGACACAAACGGAUACACUCUGGGGAAAAACCAUUCCAAUGCGAAGUCUGUGGGAAAUCUUUCGUUUAUAUAAAUGAUCUGACAGUCCACAAACGAACACAUACCGGAGAAAAGCCGUAUCACUGUGAAAUCUGUGGGAAAUCUUUUGUUAAUAACAGUAAUUUAACGACGCACAGAAGUAUACAUACAGGAGUUACACCCUAUCGUUGUGAGAUAUGUGGGAAAUAUUUCGUGAAGAGCAGUAAUUUAACGAGACAUAAACGAAUUCACUCUGGGGAAAAACCUUAUCAUUGUGACAUAUGUGAGAAAUCUUUCUCUGAUAAAUCUAGUCUUGCGUUCCAUGAAAGACAACACUCUGGAGAAAAACCAUAUCGUUGUGAAAUUUGUUCAAAAUCGUUCUCCGAGAAAUCUAGGCUUACAGUUCAUGAAAGACUUCACACGGGAAUAAAACCAUAUCAUUGUCAAAUAUGUGAAAAAUAUUUUGUCUCAAAUAUUGGUCUCAAAAAACACUUAAGAAUACACACGGGGGUAAAACCGUUUCACUGUGACAUUUGUGGGAAGUCUUUCACGCAAAAUUCUAGCCUUCAUAUCCACAAACGUAGUCACACGGGAGAGAAACCUUACCAUUGCGAAAUCUGUGGGACAUGGUUUGUGUCUAGCAGUGACUUAACAAGGCACAUACGGAUCCACACGGGAGAAAAACCUUUCCACUGUGAAAUCUGUGGAAAAUCUUUUACUCAGAGUUCUAGUGUUGUUAUCCACAAACGAAGCCACACGGGACAAAAGACUUUAUUAUCGUAAAAUAUGGAGGAAAUCUUUAGUUUCUGGUCGUGACUUAACACAGCACAAAAUUACUUAUAAAUGAUAUAAUAAUAAUAAUAAUAAUUGCAGCGUGGAAGGUGUUUGUAAGCCAUUUAAGAAACACACAAAAGACGUUCGAUUCACUUCAACAUUUAAGUUUAAUUUGUCAAAAUAUUUU
Molecule: messenger RNA, 5695 nt
Organism: Octopus sinensis (East Asian common octopus)
Lineage: Eukaryota; Metazoa; Mollusca; Cephalopoda; Octopoda; Octopodidae
Product: zinc finger protein 208-like
Exons: 7
Coding region: 7-5517 (1836 amino acids)
Biological process (GO): regulation of transcription by RNA polymerase II
Molecular function (GO): RNA polymerase II cis-regulatory region sequence-specific DNA binding; DNA-binding transcription factor activity
Source: RefSeq, a predicted model, not a curated record